This is a messenger RNA of Manduca sexta (tobacco hornworm), 2411 nucleotides long. RefSeq names its product palmitoyl-protein thioesterase 1 (gene Ppt1). The transcript is spliced from 5 exons. Gene Ontology annotation, cellular component: lysosome. Gene Ontology annotation, molecular function: palmitoyl-(protein) hydrolase activity. The record is from RefSeq and is a predicted model, not a curated record. Lineage: Eukaryota; Metazoa; Arthropoda; Insecta; Lepidoptera; Sphingidae. Gene Ontology annotation, biological process: receptor-mediated endocytosis; protein depalmitoylation. The coding region runs from base 164 to 1051 and encodes 295 amino acids.
UGACACUUUUGAGUUUGACAGAUCUUUGUUUGCAAACAUUUAAAAAUUUUAUUCACUUGUAUUUUCCUUACCUUGUCUAUAACUUGUACGUUUCGUGUGAUAAAAUUCUUGUUAUUAAUAUCGAAAAAUUCUCUUCUUAUUCCUUUAAUUUUUACUAGGCAAAAUGAGGCUGUGGUUCAUUAGCAUAUUAUUUAUAAAAACAAUUUGCGCGUCUCCAAUACCGAUAGUUUUAUGGCAUGGAAUGGGUGAUACAUGCUGUAUGUCAUUCAGUCUCGGAUCGUUCAAAAUAUUUCUCGAAAAUCAAAUUCCCGGCGUUUACGUGAUAUCACUGCGUAUCGGGAACAGCACGGUGGAAGAUUUUGAGAACGGUUAUUUUAUGAACCCUAACCGUCAAGUAGACUAUGUGUGCAAGCAAUUGGCUUCGGAUCCGAAGCUUUCCAGUGGGUUUAACGCUAUUGGAUUUUCACAAGGAUGCCAGUUCUUGCGCGCAGUGGUGCAAAGAUGUGGCGACAGGUUGACGAUCAAGAACUAUAUAUCUCUUGGUGGUCAACAUCAGGGAGUAUACGGCUUACCUCAUUGUGGAGCCCUGCAGCACGAAACAUGCGACUACAUCAGGAAACUACUUAACUAUGCCGCUUAUAAUAGUUGGGUGCAGAGUUCUCUGGUCCAAGCGACUUAUUGGCAUGACCCGUUGAAUGAAGACAAUUACAAGCAAAGCAGCAUCUUUCUCGCUGAAAUCAACAACGAGAAAUCUGUAAACAAGACCUACAUACAGAAUUUGAACAAGUUGGACAACUUUGUUCUAGUCAAGUUUGAUAAUGAUACGAUAGUGCAGCCCAGGGAGACAGAAUGGUUCGGGUUCUAUGCACCGGGACAAGAUAAAAAGAUGAUGACGUUGCAACAAUCGAUGUUGUACAAAGAGGAUCGUCUUGGCCUCAAGAAAAUGGACAAAGCCGGCAAAUUGAAAUUCUUAUCUACUCCCGGAGACCACUUGCAUUUUUCAGAAGAAUGGUUCAUUAAAAAUAUAAUUAAACCUUAUCUUACUAGUUAACGAACACAAUCGAAUACUACAUGUUUAAUGGCUUCUCAUUUGUUCUUAUAUUAGAUGAUUAAUUUGUUAGUUAUUAGUGUUUUCCUAAUGCACUAAUGGGCAUGAAAGUAGAUCUGUAAGUUACUAUUAAGUACUAUAAUUAUUUGACAAAAUUCUUUUCUUAAUGUAAGUUAAAAGUUUUUAUACCAAAUAUUGUUAUAAUGUUUAUUACAAUAUAUUUAAUCGAAAAGUGAAAGUGAGCUUAUUAAAUACUAAGCAAAAACUUUGUAUUCAUAGAAAAGCGAUAAAAAAAAGUUUUAUCAUCAUCAUCGUCAUCAUCAUCAUCAGCCCAUUGCAGACACUGCUGGACAUAGGCCUAGAAAAGAGUUUACUUAUUAUAAUUUAUGUGCGAAAAUUUGAUCAUAAAACAUAAAUUAUUGUUAAAAGGAUUUGUAUUAAUAAUAGAAAAUAUUUUCAUUAUCUUAUCUGUUGGGGAUAUUAUGUUUUUCUGAAAUUAUAAUAGGUAAGUUUAUAAAGCGGCGAUAGCCUAGUUGGUUGUGGAACGGACUGCCGAGACGAAUGUCCGCAGGUUCAAAUCCCAAGGGCUCUGACUUUUCUAAAAUAUGUGUGUUUUCUUUGUGAAUUACCGCUUGCUUUAACGGUGAAGGAAAACAUUGUGAGGAAACCUGCAUACCUGAGAAAUUCUCUAUUAGGAAUUUUCGAGGGUGUGUGAAGUCUACUAAUCCGCACUAGGCCAGCGUGGUGAACUAAGGCCUAUUCCCUUUUAGUAGUAGAGGAGGCCCGUGCCCAACAGUGGGGCAGUAUAUAAUACAGGGCUGAUAUUAUAUUAUAUAAGUUUAUAAGAAGUUGAAUCACGAGACUAAGGCAUAUAUGAAAUAAAUAAAAUAACUAAAAGAAUAACUGGUAUACAGAGUUAUCUUGACAUUGCGUUAUUAAAUGACACCAUGCUCGUUUUUACCACUACUAAGAUCGUGCUAAUUAUUCGUGAAUAACGAAUAUUUUUGCCAAAAAUCUCAGUUCUAGAUUUCAGAUUGAUCAUAUAGUAGUUUAGUACAAUGUGGCGUGUUCCUGUAGUCUGAAUGAGUCUAAUUUCUCUUAGAGUAGCAGUAGUAGCAUUAUGGCAUGUAAUAUCAAAAUUACUUUAAUUUGUUCGAAAAUAACGCUUAUUUAUUUUACAUCUACGGUCAGAAUAACUAAAUGUGAAAUAUAAUUUUCAAUAAGACAAGUAUGUGGUUUACUUUAGUAACGCAAUCUCAAAAUAUAUUAUCAUGAUUCAUAAUACUCAUGGCUAGAGAUCAUAUAAACUAUAGUGUAAGUAUAUUUUUUGUGUGAUAAUUAUUAUUAAAUGAGAUGAGAUUAC